UCACAAAGAAACCUCCCUCCCAGGCCACAGCUGCAGCCUAUAUAAGGGAUCAGGCUCAGGAGCCUUUUUUCUUGAAUAUUUGAGGGGAGGUGGAUUUUUUUCCUGGCAGCCCUAAGGAGCAUGGAGAGUCCUUGGAGGUUUUGUGUGUGUUUCUACUGCUGGAUUCACUGGCUUUCUUCCAGUGCCCAGUGUUCCCCCCACUCCAGGGACCGCGUGGGCUCUGCCGGGAGCUCGGCGUUCCUGCUCGCUCCCGAGGACAGCCCCGGCAGGCUCCAUCCCUYGCUGCGGCUUCCGAAGGGCCCGAGGCGCGGAUACGCCCCGCUGCCUCCCCUCCUCAAGGUGCUGUCCGAGCAGGGCCGCCAGGACUGGGGGAGCCACAGGCCCAGGCUGCAGCCGGACUCCCGGGCCCUGAGGUUCAUGAAGAGGCUCUACAAGAUGUCCGCUACCAAGGAGGGCAUCCCCAAGGCCAACAGGAGCCACCUCUACAACACCGUCCGGCUCUUCACGCCGUGCUCGGAAUGCGGGCGGCGCCACRGGGAGCUCGCCAGAGGAGACCUUCACCCGGUGGAUUUGCUCUUCAACCUGGACCGCGUGACGGCUCUAGAGCACUUACUGAAGUCUGUCCUGCUCUGUUCCUUCGACACGUCGCUUCCCCUUUCUUCCGCCGCCACAUGCGUGUGCCAUUUAUCCCUCAAGGAGCACGACCUUUCCCGCCCGGUGUGCCCGAGCACUUCGCACUCCGUAGCUUUUAGUUUGCACUUYGAAUUUAGAAAGCGCAGGUGGGUGGAGAUUGACGUGACUUCUUUUCUCCAGCCCCUCAUUGCCACUAACAGGAGGAAUAUCCACAUGGCUGUGAACUUCACUUGCCUGCUGGGCGACCCACAGCGUAGCACUGCCCAGGGCAGCUCCCUGAACGUGGCCCUGCUUCCCCCUUCUCUUCUCCUCUACCUCAACGACACCAGCGAGCAAGCGCAUCACAGGUGGAACUCACUCAGGCACAGGAGGAAAACCCCGGGGUGGCCCCAGCAAGGCGCGCGCCCUGCGGCUGACCGAGGGAAAGAAACGGCGCAGAGGAAAAGGGCUUCCCGACAGCGGCGGGAGGAGAGCGCCAACGAGGCGCCGGCCGCAGCACCCCGUAACGCGAGCGACUACUUCAAGCAGUUCCUGUUCCCCCAGGACGAGUGCGAGCUGCACAGCUUCCGCCUGAGCUUCAGCCAGCUCCAGUGGGACAAGUGGAUAAUCGCGCCGCGCAGGUACAGCCCCCAGUACUGCAAGGGCGAGUGCCCGCGCGCCGCGGGGCACCGCUACGGCUCGCCCGUGCACACCAUGGUGCAGAACAUCAUCUACGAGAAGCUGGACCCGUCGGUGCCRCGGCCCUCGUGCGUGCCGGCCGAGUACAGCCCGCUGAGCGUCCUCACCGUCGAGCCYGACGGCUCCAUCGCCUACAAGGAGUACGAGGACAUGAUCGCAACCAAGUGCACGUGUCGGUAGUGGGAAUCCUACUGGGUUUCCCGUGGGUUGGGAUUUCGUGUGUAUGUGGGUUUUUUUAUUUUGUUUUUUUUGUUAUUUUUCCAAGGAAAUCUGUAAUUCUGUCAGAUGAACAGAUGUCUGUUUGUGUAGUUCUGAUAGCUCUUUGUAAUCAGCUGGGAUUUAGCAUGGGGCUAGUAGAGGGUAUUCACGUAAUAGCACUUAUUUUUGUAGCCACUCAGACUUUCUAGAAUGUGAAGUUAAAUGUAAAUAAUGGUUUUUACUGGAACAGUUUUGCA
Messenger RNA from Nothoprocta perdicaria, 1766 nucleotides. RefSeq names its product growth differentiation factor 9 (gene GDF9). Gene Ontology annotation, cellular component: extracellular region. Bases 121 to 1491 code for a protein of 456 amino acids. The record is from RefSeq and is a predicted model, not a curated record. Gene Ontology annotation, molecular function: growth factor activity; cytokine activity. The transcript has 2 exons. Gene Ontology annotation, biological process: SMAD protein signal transduction; BMP signaling pathway. NCBI's taxonomy places the organism in Eukaryota, Metazoa, Chordata, Aves, Tinamiformes, Tinamidae.